AUGUCAGUGACCACCGCAACGCUAGAGCAAACGCCUACCAUUUCAUUAACACAACAGAAAGCGAAACAGACAACACCAUCACAAAAUACGCAAACCACAACGAAAGUAACACCAACAACAACCACUUUCACACAAACAACGACAGCUACCAUACCAACAACGGCCACUACCACACCUAAAAUUAUCACUACCGCACCAACAACGGCCACUACCACACCUAAAAUUAUCACUACCGCACCAACAACGGUCACUACAACUCAAAUAAAAACCACUACAAAACCCUUAACAAGUAGUAGAACGCAUAAACCAGUAACAAACAUAAUCACAUCAACAACGAAUACUACAGCACCAAAUCCAACAAGAUCCACAUCGACAACCACAACAACACCAAAACCAGGAACGACCACUUCAACAUCAAUACUAUCGGUGAUAAAAACAACACCAAAACCAACAACGACUACUUCUACAACAAAACCAUCGACGAACUCUACAACAUCAAAACAAACAUACACCUUCUCAACAUCAAAAACAACGACGACCACUUCACUACCAAAAUCAACGACGACAACUACAACAUCAACACAAACAUCGACCAUCUCAGCACCAAAACCAACGACGACCACUACACUUCCAAAAUCAACGACGACAACUACAACAUCAAAACAAACAUCGACCAUCUCAGCAUCAAAACCAACGACGACCACUACACUUCCAAAAUCAACGACGACAACUACAACAUCAAAACAAACAUCGACCAUCUCAGCAUCAAAACCAACGACGACCACUACACUUCCAAAAUCAACGACGACAACUACAACAUCAAAACAAACAUCGACCAUCUCAGCACCAAAACCAACGACGACCACUACACUUCCAAAAUCAACGACGACAACUACAACGACAACUUCUACGCGAAACCCAACGACGACCACGACAACAACAAAACCAUCAACGUCAACUUCAACACCGAAACCAACAACGAGCGCUUCAACAUCAAAUCCAAAAACGACUUCCACAUCGCUAAAAUUGAAACCGACAACUUCCACAUCAAAAUUAACGACGACAACAACAACACCCGAACCAACAACGACUACUUCUACAACAAAACCAACAUCGGACACUACACUACCAAAAUCAACGACGACAACUGCAACAUCAAAACCAACGUCGACGACCAUCACAACAACAAAGCCAACCCUGCCUACUACAACAUUUAAUGUAACCACGACAACUACUACACGAAACUCAACGACGACCACCACAUCAACAAAACAAACCACAACCAAUGGAACAACAAAACCAACAAUAACCGCUACAACAUCAAAUCCAACAACGACCUCCACAUCGCCAAAAUUAAAAACGACAACUACAACAUCAAAAUUAACAAUGACAACUAAAACUCCAAAACCAAUAACGACUAUUUCAACAUCAAAACUAUCGGUGACAACAACAACACCCAAACCAACAACGACUACUUCUACAACAAAACCAACGACGGACACUACCCUACCAAAACCAACGACGACCACUUCACUACCAAAAUCAACGACGACAACCACUACAUCAAAACAAACAUUGUCCAUCUCAACAUCAAAACCAACGUCGACCACCACUACAACAUCAAAACAAAAUCUGACCACAACAACAUUAAAAAUAGCCACGACAACUACUACGCGAAACCCAACGACGACCACGACAACAAACAAACCAUCAACGUCAACUUCAACACCAAAACCAACAACGACCGCUACAACCACGAAAAGUACUACACAAAACCCAACGACAACCACGACAACAACUAAACGAACCACAACCAAUGGAACAACAAAACCAUCAAUAACCGCUACAACAUCAAAUCCAACAACGACCUCCACAUCGCCAAAAUUAAAAACGACAACUACAACAUCAAAACUACCGGUGACCACAUCAACACCCAAACCAACAACGACUAGUUCUAAAACAAAAUCAACGAAGACCACUUCACCACAAAAAUCAACGACGACCACUACAACAUCAAAACAAACGUCGACCACUGAAACAUCAAAACUAACUAAUACAAGUGCUACACAAAAAUCAACUACAACCACUGCUACAACAAAACCAACAACAACCACUGCAUCACUUAAUCCAACGACGACCAAUGCAACACUAAAGCCAACGACGACCAGUGCAACAUUAGAACCAUUUUCAACUUCGACAACAAUCACGACCACUACAACACUUCAGUCGACAACGGCCACUCCAUCAAUUGAACCAAAAUUAACCAGUGAAACAUCUGAAACAUCAAGACCAACGCUUACUACUACAAUUAGACCAACCACCAACACUACAACUCUAAAACCAACAACUACCACUACGGCAAUAAAUCCAACGACAAACUCAACACAACCAAUACCAAGGAUGACUACUACACCAUUUAAACCUAUGACGAAAACUUCUACACAAAAGCAAUCAUCGACCAUUAAAACAUCAAAUCUUACAUCAACGACCAGUACAACACCAAGACCAACAUCAAACACUACGAUUGAAAAAUCAACAUCGACAACUUCUACAACACCAAAACCAACGACGAUCACUAAAAAAACAAGACCAAAAUCGACCUUUACAACACAAAAGCCAACAUCGAACAUAACAGCAUCAAUACCAAAAACGACAACAACAAGGUCAAUACUUACAAAGACCAGUUCAACAAAACAACAAAUUACGACCACUUCAACCUCAGAACCAACGCCUAAAACAACAAGAAUUAAACCAACGACGUCCACUAUGACACGAACGCCAACAACGACCACUACAACAUCAAAACCAAUAACGACGACCGGUACAACUCCAAGAUCCACAUCGACAACCACUACAACACUAAAACCAGCAUCAACAGGUACAACACUGAAAUCAUCAACGAAAAUUACAACGCCAAUAAAAGCAACGGUAUUGUCAACACUAGAACCUACUUUGACCAAUAAUACAUCAAAACUAACAACAACCACGAGAUCAAAACGAACGACAAUCACUACAACACCAUUGACGAGCACUUCAACAUCGCACCCACCAACGACUAUUACAAGAUCAAAUCCGACGAAAACCAUUACAACAUCAACAAACAUUACUACAUUCGAGCCGUUAGGUGUUGCAGAUUGCGGCUUUCCAAGUAAUGUGACGCAUGGACGUGUCUCAGUGGAGAAUGGUACCAUGUACGGAUCAGUAGCGGAGUACAGUUGUGAGGAAGGAUAUACGUUAGAUGGCAGCUACUCCACGGAAUGUCAGGCGAAUGGCAUGUGGCAGGACAUAGACAUUAGCUGCAUUGUCAUUAAUUGCAGCCUUCCACGAUAUUUGACACAUGGCAGUAUCUCCGUGGAGAAUGGUACUACCUACAGAUCAGUAGCAGUGUACAGCUGUGAGGAAGGUUACAUGCUAGACGGUAGGAACUCCACGCAGUGUCAGGCGAACGGCAGCUGGCAGGACAUUGACGUUAGCUGCAUUGCCAUUGAGUGCGGUCUCCCACAUAAUUUGACACAUGGCAACGUCUCCCUGAAUGGAACCACGUUUGGAUCGUUAGCGGUUUUCAGUUGUCACGCGGGUUACACGUUAAGCGGUAGCAAUUCAACAGAAUGUCUGGCGAACAGCACCUGGCGGUAUAUAGACGUCCGAUGUACUCCUAUUGAUUGCGACAAACCAACAAACAUAAAGAAAGGCACAGUUGAAUAUACCCUAACAACCUUCAACCACAGUGCCUUCUACACGUGCGAUCACGGAUAUACAACGGCAAACGCUACAGUGAUAAACUGUACGUCGGAGGGACUAUGGGAUGACGAUCCGCCAACUUGCACAGAUGUGGACGAAUGUUCGGGAAGUAACGAGUGCCACUACAGCGCCAAGUGCACCAACCUAAAUGGUAGCUACCAGUGCACGUGUAAUGACGGCUAUACAGAUUCGGGGGAAAACAGAGGCCGACAAUGUGACGAUAAUGACGAGUGUGCUUUUGUCGGGGACUAUUUCUGUCUGAGAAACCGGAAUCAGACUCGCUGGUGUACUAACACAGCUGGCAGCUACUACUGUGGCUGUAACCGUGGAUGGACGGGCACACACUGCGAGAAAGAUGUUAAUGAAUGCGAUGGUGGGACAUCAUGUGGUCAGAAUGCCGAUUGCACCAACACAUUUGGGUCUUUUUACUGCAAAUGUCGAGCGGAUUACCCUCAAGGAAACCCUUUCUAUGGAUGUUAUAGUCCGGUACUGCUCAGCUUUACAUCGAAGGCCGUGAUAGAUGGUGUCCGCGGAGACAACGAGAUACUCCCGCCUGUAAACAUACCAGGGGGAAGAUUCCCCUACUUCGGACAAUACUUUAGUCUCUUCAGGCCAAGUUUGAACGGAUUUCUAGCACUUAACUAUCCACCUCUGUAUGAAUCUUAUGGCGCGGAGAAUUCUACACUGUGGAAAAAGUAUGUUGAGAAUCACGUGGUUAUUGCUCCUCUCUGGACAAACCUCGACUCGAGGAAUAUUACCGGCGCAGGUGUAUGGGUCCAUGUGUUUUCUAACAACACUGGAAAUAGGAGUGACAUCCUCAAAAUACAGGAGCUUGUUCAGAAGUAUUCGAACAACAGCGAGUUCAAUGCCAGUGUUGCUUUUGCCGUGACUUGGAAACACGUCACCAUACAUUCACCAUACAUGCCCGGAUACAGGCUCUACAAGCACCAGAAUCUGUCGAUGCAGGCAAUUAUGGCAACGGACGGUCUAUACACGUACAUGAUGUUCAUCUAUGAUCAAGAGCAAUUCAGUAUUAAACCCUUGAGUUACACGCCAGUGGCUGCCGGUUACACUUUCCCUGGAAACUUUACCGGCAAGAUUCUCGCCGACAGGCACAACUUCACCAACCUUAAGAACGAAUCAAACGUUAACCAAGAGGUCAAAGGCCGUUGGCUACAUAACGUGACGUACAUCACUGACGACAUGUGGGACGAGGUUAGAUGCCGGAAGUUCCACGAGAACCAAACAUUGAAAGAAUGGACGCGAGAACAGCUUAAAAACUCAUAUCCUUGUCCAUGUUACGAACAAGACAUGAAAGAGGACUACACCUUUAAACAAAAUGACAGCAUAUGGUCGAACAGGGACGAGUAUACACACUGUUACGAGUCGUGGUUCUUCAAUCCAUACGACAUUAAACAGCGCUGCUGCUACAGAUUCGGCGAGCUUCGUAAGGAAUAUCCUUUCGCUAUAGGAGCCGAGUACAUGGAUACCGUUAUUAACGCCAUUUUGGAAGCCGGCUUCCGGCAGUGCUGCUCAGCGGUCAACAACCAGCGGUACUGUCACCUUUACUAUGACGUCAACCCACCCGAUGACUGCUCCAGCUGGUCUCCUGACGACGAGGGCGAAUAAAAACUGCCAUGAAAUUUGUGGGACUGUCUUAAGCAUAUCAAUCAGUUUGUGUUGUUUACAGAACACGUUUUGUGUUUGUGAAGACAUUCAUGUAUUUAUA
Mya arenaria is the source of this 5470-nucleotide messenger RNA. RefSeq names its product mucin-2-like. Gene Ontology annotation, molecular function: calcium ion binding. The record is from RefSeq and is a predicted model, not a curated record. Lineage: Eukaryota; Metazoa; Mollusca; Bivalvia; Myida; Myidae. The transcript is spliced from 16 exons. Bases 1 to 5370 code for a protein of 1789 amino acids. Gene Ontology annotation, biological process: cell-matrix adhesion.